Galleria mellonella (greater wax moth) is the source of this 2898-nucleotide messenger RNA. Its product is annotated as monocarboxylate transporter 10-like. The coding region runs from base 161 to 2749 and encodes 862 amino acids. Gene Ontology annotation, molecular function: monocarboxylic acid transmembrane transporter activity. NCBI's taxonomy places the organism in Eukaryota, Metazoa, Arthropoda, Insecta, Lepidoptera, Pyralidae. Gene Ontology annotation, biological process: transmembrane transport. The transcript is spliced from 12 exons. The record is from RefSeq and is a predicted model, not a curated record.
GGCUCGCCGGUGAUAUGGUAUAGACGCGCGCUGUGCUUUCUGGCGCGAAUCAACAACGCGUUCGUAACUAACUUUACUAGAAACAAGGUAAAGGCGAGUGAAUUUAAAGAUAUGUGAACAAUUUUCAAACGCAUGUAUUUAAAAAUGAGACCAGCAAAGAAUGACAAUGACGCUCCGCCGGUGUGACAGCUUACCCACGCGACUCAGAGAAGCACCUGUUCCGGCAGAGAGCAACACUCGAACACAGCCUCCGAAAAUACCUGACUCUGUCACAGUUCCAAAUUUCAACGAACCUUCUAACCGCGACCAAGUUGUAGCCACUUGGAAGUCUCUUCAUACAGACAUCAAGAAAAUAAAAAAUGGUUUUCCUACUAGAAAUGAACCAGCGAACCGUGGAGCCAACAGAAAAGAGUCCAUUACGCACAAUUACAUUCCCGCUUUUGCAUACAAAAAGAGCGUGCGGAGGAAAAUCACUUAUGAUAAUCGGCAAGUCGGGGUCAGUUCACAGGAGGUCGAUCGUAGCUCCUCAUUUCCUCUGGACACGGGCCAAGCGAAUAUUGAGUGCGGAACCAGAAUGGUGCGAAGAAGAACAUUAUUGCAACGUUUACUACCAUGGAAAACUCAAGAGUGCGAUUGUCAAGAACGUUAUAUGCCGAAAUAUCGACCAGUACCUAGACUACGCGCCGAAGAUUUACUAUGUACAUGCGGUGCUAGUGCUAAUAGACUCCAACCUUCGGACAGCAGUAAAAAGUAUGGAGAACGCGGUCGCUCUAAAAGUGUAGGCUAUGAGGCAGCAAGAGAAGUGACUCAGUUCCGCCGGUGUGCAAGUGCUGGUGCCACGGUGGGUGCGGAGACGGCGGCGGCUUUGCGCGCCCGCGCCGCUCUGACCUUAGCUCGCCGGUACUACCCUGAGGGUGGAUGGGGGUGGACUAUCACAGUCGUCGGAACCAUCGUUCAAGUGUUAUCACACGGCCUACAACUCGGCGGUGGCACAGGUGCCAUAGCGUGCACAGCCGCUGUUAAAUAUCGAGUGCCGCCUCUUUAUACACACGGAUGCCUGGGCGCAUUAUCAGCGGGAGUGGCACUUGCAUUGUCGCCAGUGACAGUAGCGCUGUGCGUGCGAAAGUCCACACGUGUGACCGCCGUAGUCGGAGGUCUGGUUGCAGCUCUCGGCUGCCUCUUCACAUCCUUUGCCACGCAAUUUCACCAGCUCUUCUUCAGCUAUGGUACGGUGGUAGGUGUGGGAGUGGGCUUGACACGAGACUGCUCUACGCUGAUGGUGGCGCAAUACUUCAAAAGAAGACGCGAACUAGUCGAGAUCUUUAUCGUGAGCGGCAGCGGUCUCGGCAUCGCAGUCAUGUCCACCUUUAUCAAAGGUGCUAUCAGAGCAAUUGGAUGGCGAUUAGGAUUGCAAGCUGUGACAGGAGUAGUAUUCGUAACAUUCAUACUGGGCACCUUCUAUCGAUCAGCCUCUUUAUACCACCCACAAAGGAGAGCCAUACUCCAUCUCAAAAAUCAGAAUAAAAUCAAACGGAAGAUGAAAGACAGGAACAAAACUGAUGAUAGGCAGCCAUUUUUUGAUUUCUCCACAUUAAAAUCUAAAACCGUCAGGAUCCUCCUCAUGUCGACAGGGAUAUCAGCGUUUGGAAUCAAUACACCUAUUUUCUAUUUAGCAUACCACGCUGAGCAGGAAGGCUUAGGCGACACAGCUGAACUACUACAAGCAUAUCUGGGUCUAGCCUGGGCUGUGGGAUGUGCAGCAUUUGGACUACUAGUGCGUCAGAACUCGGCCGAAUGCCGGAUAGCCCGACAAUACCUGACACAAGCAGCAGUAUUCGUAUGUGGACUAGCCACUAUGGCCCUCACAGCUGUUGAAGGCUCAUACAGGGGAUAUGUUAUGUUCGCUUGGAUCUAUGGUAUAUUUUGCGGAGGGUAUCACUAUUCGUUAAAGAUGUAUACGUACGAACGGGUGCGCUCUAGAAAUUUCGCGCGUGCCUGGGGUUUCGUACAAUGCUCGCAAGCAGUACCUAUAGCUAUUGGAGUACCCCUCUCAGGAUACAUCAACGUAGGAUGUGGUGGAAAGGCGGGCUACUAUUUUAGUUCUACGUGCUCGCUUAUCGGUUCACUGUCACUCUUCUGCAUUGAUCUGCAUCGGCGCAGCGUUGCGCAUAAACAAACCAAAGAAAAUGGUGGAAGCACAUUAUGUGAGACGGUUGUGGGUGGGUCGACGCGCCGCAGUCACUCUCGCGACCGUGAACCUCGCACCGCCACCGGCGCUGCCACCGCAUUAGUUUUAGGAGCAGAAUUAAUAGCGCCAGGCAGAACCGGCCGUGAUCUACUCCUGGAUAGCAUUGGACCAGGUAGCCUUGGCUCCCCUCCGACCAACGUACCUCCGGAGCUCACGUGCAUCAGUGAGGAGGGCGGGCUAGACCUGGACCUGGAUUUAGAUAUACCUGAACAUCUCCUUGAGGAUUUAGAUUGCGGUGGUGACUGUAUCACUAGUUGUAAUAAGGUUGAAAACUAUCUGAUGCUGAGCGAAUACGAGAACAACCUCAUAGCGGAGCUGCCAAACUUGAACGAGCGUCGCAGCAGGCGCUGGUCCAUAGUUAUGGCGAACUCUAACCAGCAAUCCACCAUUCCUGAACAACAAGACUCUCCGGAGCAUACCAAAAACUCAAUCAAGUGGAAGAAAAAGUGCCAUAAUACAAACAACAGACUGAUCACAGUGAUUAACGAAGCCUCUCUAUGAAUUCCUAGUGAAAUAAUAUUGAGACAAUAAAUAGAAAGUACCUAACGGAUAGUGUAUGACCUAUUUAACCUCAUUAAUUUAUUUGAUGUGUGUGAAGAGUAGAAUUUGUGUAUUGUUCAAUAUAAUUUAUUAAAUUAUUAUGAAAUAUU